Molecule: messenger RNA, 2260 nt
Organism: Momordica charantia (bitter melon)
Lineage: Eukaryota; Viridiplantae; Streptophyta; Magnoliopsida; Cucurbitales; Cucurbitaceae
Product: U-box domain-containing protein 19-like
Biological process (GO): protein ubiquitination
Molecular function (GO): ubiquitin-protein transferase activity; protein binding
Source: RefSeq, a predicted model, not a curated record
UCACCAGAAUCCAAACAGCAACUUUUUCUUCUUCUUUCCCUCUUUCUGUUAAAUGAUUCAAAAAUCAAAUGAAUCCGAUCGCCGGAUACUUACGUUCCCGGCGAUUCAACCCUGCCAAUGCAUAGCUCCGGCGAAGCUGUUGACGUCACUGAUCAAUGUCACUCGAAACAUUUGUGGUUACAGAUCCAAAUUCUUCGGCGGCAGCAAGCGAAACGCGAACGCAGCGAUUCGCCAAAUCGGAAUCAUCCUCACGUUCCUCGAACAAAUCCGAGAUGGAGACUCAGAUCUUCCCGAUUCCAUCGUUUUAUGCUUCUCCGAACUCCAUUUUAUCUUCCAGAAGAUUCAGUUUCUCUUGGAGGACUGUGCCCUAGAAGGUGCUCGUCUGUUCAUGCUCAUGAAAUCGGAACUCGUGGCCAAUCGGUUCCGGGUCUUGGCCCGAUCCGUCGCCGUAGCGCUGGAUGUUUUGCCCCUGUUUUCGAUCGAUGUACCGAUCGAGGUUAAGGAGCAUUUAGAGCUGGUGAUGAAACAAGCACGAACAGCGAAGUUCGAAGUCGAUCGCGGAGAUGAAGAGAUUAUAAACGAGGUAAAAUUAAUUUUGAGUCUAUUCGAGUAUGGUGCUGCUCCCGAUAAGAGUAAAAUCAAACGCGUUCUUGAUCAUAUUGGGAUUGAGAAUUGGAGUUCGUGCAACAAGGAGGUGAAAUUCUUGGAUUCAGAAAUCGAGUUCGAAUGGCUGAGUCGGGACAAGACAGAUGUUGCCUUUCUCAGCGAUCUAAUGGCUUUCAUGAACUACUGUAGGAGCAUCUUGUUCGAUGUUGUCGAUUGCGAUGCAAUUCGACAUGUCGACCGAUUCAGAACCGACAUUCUCCAUUGUUUAAACCCAGAUGAUUUUCGAUGCUCAAUCUCGUUAGAUUUCAUGAUCGAUCCUGUGACAGUGGCGACAGGGCAUACCUACGAUCGCUCUUCGAUUCAAAAAUGGUUGAGGGCUGGAAAUUUCAUCUGCCCCAAUACAGGGGAGAAGCUGAAAAACAGGGAACUAAUCCCCAAUUUGGCUCUCCGUCGUAUAAUUCACCAAUACUGUACGGAAAAUUCGAUCCCUUUUGCAGAACCAGGCAGGAAAAAACGCGACAUUACUAGGACGGUUGCUGCGGGUAGUUCUACGGCGGAGAAGAUUUUCCGAGAGCUAGCGAAAUUUUUAGCUGACGUGCUCGAAUUGGGAACGUCAGAAGAGAAGAACAGGGCCGCUUAUGAGAUCAAGCAUUUAUCCAAAGCAAGCAUUUUUAAUCGUUCUUGCUUGGUGGAAACUGGUUUGAUUCCAAAUUUACUGAAAUUGUUGAGAUCAUUAGAUGUAUUGACGCAGGAGAACGCCAUUGCUGCUGUAUUGAACCUCUCGAAGCAUUCGCAAAGCAAAAGUGCAAUAGCGAGCAACGGGGGUUUGCAGGAAAUUGUUCAUGUUCUACAGAUGGGCUACAGAAUAGAAGCUCGCCAACUCGCUGCCGGGGCUCUGUUUUACAUGGCUUCAAUCGCAGAGUACAGACGGCUAAUAGGGGAAAUCCCAGAAGCAAUUCCGGCUUUGACGGACUUGUUCAUGGACACAACAGAUCGUAGCAAAAAGAACGCCAUGGUUGCGCUAUUCGGGCUUCUCGUACAUCCGGAGAACCACCGGAAAGUGCUCUCCGCCGGAGCAGUUCCUCUGUUGGUCAAUCUGCUAAUGACAUCCGGUAAGGAAAACCUCAUGACAGAUUCAAUGGCGAUUUUGGCCUCUCUGGCGGAAAGGCCCGAUGGAGCUGCUGCAAUUUUGCAGUGUGGGGCUUUGAAUUCAAUCAUGGGGUUUGUGGAUUCGUGUAGUUCUAUAGCAGGGAAAGAGUACUCUGUUUUUUUACUGGUAGCUCUGUGCGUUAAUGGCGGAUUGGAGGUAAUUCCAAUCAUGGCGAAGAAUCAAACUCUGAUGUCAUCGCUGUACAAUGUUGUGAGUGAAGGCACAUCUCGCGGAAGAUGGAAGGCAAAAUCUCUGAUCAGACUCCUCCAUGCGUAUUGUGAAAACGAGUCCUCAAGCUCCAGCCCAGUUGUUCAUCGACUUCCACAAGAUCGAAUGGUUCACGUCUGGUAAAUUUUUGAAACGUUUUCUGUUUGAUUUCUUUGAGGAAUUCUUUUAGGGUAAAUACUUAGGAUGUGAAUAAGUUUCAUUUUGUUUAGAUUGAUUGGAUUUGUUUGGUAUUAGCUCGUGUUUUUAAGAGCUGAUAACAAAUAACUAUGCAUCAAA